Molecule: messenger RNA, 1755 nt
Organism: Didymodactylos carnosus
Lineage: Eukaryota; Metazoa; Rotifera; Eurotatoria; Philodinida; Philodinidae
Source: the annotation of a GenBank genome assembly
AUGCAUUCUGCGUUUUCGCUUCCGAUGUUUGGUAUGGCCACAACACCGUCAAAGUUAACUAGUAGUGAACAACCUGAAUUACCAUUGAUUUCGUCAACACCAACAGCAUCACAUUCGGUUACGAAUACUAUCACUAAUAAUAAUCAUUUAUCACUCACACCAUCACCACCAAAUGAUAAUCAACGACAAGAAUUUUUAUCGUUAAUAAAUAAUACGGAAAAUUGUGAUAUAUUUUAUAAAUAUAUGAAAAAUGAAAAUUUAACCUAUGUAUUAGAAUUUUAUCUUGCAUGCGAUGGUUUAAGACAUCAUCUCGAUGACGAAAGUAAAACAGGUGAAAUAAUUAAUUUAAUUAAUACACAUUAUAUUAAAAAUAAAAGUUUAUCAACAAGUUCGAAAUUUCGAUUAUCCGAUGAUAUUCUGAAAUUAAUUAAAACAAAACUCAAUAGAAAAGAAUAUCAUUUAAAAUUUUACGAUAUUGCUCAAGAAUAUGUAUUUAAAUACAUGUUACAAACAUGUUAUCCAAAAUUUUUACUAGUACAACAGCAACAACAACAACCACCAUUAAAAUGUCAAACAAAAUCACAAACUUCUACGCCAAUACAUAAUAAUUAUUUAAUAACAGGACAAAAAACUAUAGUGUUUGAUCAAUUCAAACAACAACGAUUCUAUAACAAUAACAAUAAAAGUCAAUUUUCCAGUCCGAUGAUAACACCAUCUAUUCUAAAUUCAUUAGCGCCAACGAAUGUGAAUAUUGAAAAUGGAAUUGAUUUGAACACAUCAAAAACUAUACCACGUACAUCAAAAAUUACUAAACAUCAACAAGAAAAAUAUAGUUUAGCAGAACGUAAUCCAGGUGCAUUUUUUGAAGAAGUAAAGAGAAGAUUAUUGCACGUGUUAGCUGAACAAGAAAAACGAAAUUCUCUAAUUACAACAACAACAACAGAUAUGAGAUUAUCACAAUCAUUAAAUAUAAAAAAUAAGUCAUUUUCUUUCAAUGAUCGAACAAAAGUGUGUACAACAAUGAUUGAUGAUGAUUCGUUAGCUGUUAUUGAUAAUCAGAUUAAUCGUACGAUACCUGAUGCUGAUAAUAUUUUAUUUAGUGAAAAUAAUAAUCAUACACGAUUAAAUGUAAAUAGUACAGUAUAUCCUCGACAACGAUAUCGUCAACGUAAUAUAGACGAUUCAAUAAUAAACACAACAAAAGUAUUGGAUUCAAAUAAUUCAUUCCAAAAACCAUUGACAAGAACAAGUGGAUAUAAACGAAAUUCUGUACAUGAACGAUCAACACCAUAUAAUAUGGGAUGUUCAACGUUAAGAAGUUUUACAACAUCUGAUUCUGGCGUCUCAACGGGUGGAUCAGAAAAAAAUUACGACAUGUUUUUAUCAGUGGCAACGUCCUCAUCGAUAGGUGCCACACCUUUUGAAACAACACAACCACCCACGCCAUCAAUUACGUCAGUUAAAAGAAGAAAUAUCAUGGCAGAAUCGAUCGGUGUUGUAUGUUAUCCAUCUUUAGACUCAAAAAGACCAAUUAUGUCGUUUAUAAAAUUUCAACAACAUUUUAAUGACCAAAUCACAUUUAAGGAGUUUAAAGAAUUGUUCAAGAGGGCAGAUACUCACAGAUGUUUUUUCAAAACAACGUGUACAGCCGACAUUAAUAUUGAAAAAUUUGUAUUUUUAGAAUUAACAAGUGAUGAUGAUAUAGUACCAUUUUUUGAUGGUAAAAUAAUUUUGCAAUUGGACAAAAUUAAUUAA